Fusarium musae is the source of this 1158-nucleotide messenger RNA. RefSeq lists its product as uncharacterized. Gene Ontology annotation, molecular function: high-affinity zinc transmembrane transporter activity. Gene Ontology annotation, biological process: zinc ion import across plasma membrane. Gene Ontology annotation, cellular component: plasma membrane. NCBI's taxonomy places the organism in Eukaryota, Fungi, Ascomycota, Sordariomycetes, Hypocreales, Nectriaceae. Bases 1 to 1158 code for a protein of 385 amino acids. The transcript has a single exon. The record is from RefSeq and is a predicted model, not a curated record.
AUGUCUGGACCUACCAACUUUGACCCUGAGAGGGUUAACCUCACUGAGUUCCAGUCCGUCACUGAUCAGGGUCUCAUCACCUGCUUCCUGACGACGGCUGGAAACCAAUACGAUGGCCCUCUGGGUAUCAGAAUUGGCUCACUAUUCGUCAUUCUCGUCGUCUCAACCGCAGUCACUUUCUUCCCAGUCGUGGCGACGCGAAUCCCUCGGCUCAAGAUCCCGCUCUACGUCUACCUCUUUGCGCGAUACUUCGGCUCCGGUGUCAUCAUUGCAACUGCAUUUGUCCACCUGCUCGAUCCUGCUUAUUCAGAGAUCGGACCAGCAUCUUGUGUUGGUAUGACUGGUGGUUGGUCGACGUACUCUUGGCCACCGGCUAUUGCUCUCUCAGCGGCGAUGUUCACUUUCUUGUUCGACUUUUCUGCCGACUACUACGUCCAAUCUCGCUAUGGGCUCCAGCAUAAUGAUACUGGUGUCGAGGAAACUAUUACUACCUCCGGCGCAGAUGGACACCAGCACCACUCUGACGACGGCUCGAACUCGAGAAGGCUUGUGAUCAAUGGCGAGCACGAUACAGAAGCGGCUACGUCAGAGAAGCUUCGUGGUGGCUAUGCAGAUUUCAAGGAGCUCCAACACCUUGAUGGCGAUUCUGAAGAAACCGAGCUUGCCUUCAAGACACAAAUCGCAGCCUUCCUCAUUCUCGAAUUCGGUGUCUUAUUUCACAGUGUCUUCAUCGGUCUGAACUUGGGUGUCGCGGAUACAUCCGACUUCGACACCUUGUUCCCUGUCCUUGUUUUCCACCAAUCCUUCGAAGGCCUUGGUAUCGGCGCCAGACUUAGUGCCAUCCCUUUCCCCAACCGACUUCGCAGUAUGCCCUGGCUCCUCUGUCUCGCUUACGGUCUGACAACACCUAUUGCCAUUGCAAUUGGUCUCGGUAUCCGAAAGACGUACGAUAACUCAUCCUUCACUGCAAACACGGUCAACGGUAUCUUUGACUCUAUUUCUGCUGGCAUUCUCAUUUAUACUGGAUUUGUGGAGAUGAUUGCUAGGGACUUUCUCUUCAAUCGUGAGAGAACGAACGACAAGGUCAGGCUGGGAUUUAUGAUCGUCUGCCUCUUCCUGGGUGCUGGAAUUAUGGCUCUGGUUGGAAAGUGGGCUUAG